UGAGGCUCAGGCAAAUUGCCCACGCUUUGAAAUUCAAAGUUACCUGGCUGGCAGUGGCAGCGGCGCUGCGUGUUGAGCGUGGCUGGUAGUUGGUAGCGGCAGGGUCAGGUAGUGGCAUCGGCGCUGCUCUUUUUCUUGCAAUGCUGCGCCUUCGCAGUUCUUUGCGCCUUGGCGUGCGCGCCGCAGAGCAUUGGCAUUUCAAUGCGCUCAGCGCUGCUCAUGUUUGGGCUGGGCCAGUCCGAGAUGACGAGCCUCCUGAUGGGACCCGUCAAGCAGCGUCGUCCCCCUCCAAGCUGGAGGCAGGUGUCAUUGGCCUGAGCAGUGGCCACAAUCGUCUCUCCCAGGGGCCUCUUCUGCCAUGUGGGCUGCUCCCCGCAACCCUGUGGGCGUCAGGCGGAGGCCGGUGCUUCAGCAGCUCGCCCGCUGAUGCUGCUGCUGCAGAGGUGGUACAGAGUGUGUCUGUCGCGGCUGCCAGCGGGGGCAGCGAGGUGGCCGCCAUCGCCAGCGAAUCGGCGGCCCCCAUCGCUGCCAUUCAGUACAUGCUGGAGGCGAUGCACCAGUACACCGGCCUGCCCUGGUGGGCCACCAUCGCCGCCACCACUCUGACUGCGCGCGCCUGCCUCUUCCCCAUCACCCUCUUCCAGAUGCGAUCAACGGCCAGGAUGUCGGCGGCCCGCCCUGAGCUGGAAGUGCUGUCCAAGAAGAUGAGGGAGAAUGUAACCGACCACCAGGCGACGCAGGAGAUCCAGCGACAGAUGUCAGAAGUUAUGAAGAAAUACAAUGUGAAUCCGCUCAAGACGAUGGCAGGGGCGUUUGCACAAGCUCCCCUCUUCAUUGGCUUCUUCUUGGCGAUUCGGCGGAUGUCAGAGAAUUUGCCGUCGUUCAAGGAAGGGGGCCUCUUCUGGUUCACGGACCUGUCUGGCGCUGACCCCACCUACCUGCUGCCCACCAUCUGCGCUGCCACCUUCCUGAUCACUGUUGAGGUGGGAGCCAUGGAGGGCAUGCAGGGGCAGCCCAUGGCCAAGACCAUGAAAAUGGCGAUGCGCGUCCUGGGGGUGGCCAUGGUUCCCCUCACCAUGUCCUUUGAGAAGGCCCUCUUCUGCUACUGGAUCCCGUCCAACCUCUUCUCGUUGCUGCAAAGCUCACUUCUCAAGGUACCGAAGGUGAAAGAGGCACUUGGUAUUCCAACUUUGAACGAAGCAGGUCAGCAACCGUUGCCCAUGGCUUCAAGUAUGCAUCAAACAGAAGUAGUCAGUAGUACCCCAACAUCUUUGCAGUCAAUACCACGACCAACUAAAAAGAGGCGAAGUAAACGGAAAUGAUUCUGUUGACGGGUAUCGAUCAUGCUGUAAGAGCGCUGUUAGUAUGCCAUCCCGGUGAUAUAAUAUGCUUUCUCGAUGUGAUUUCUUAUGGGCAUACCAGGCCUCGCCACAAGUCGCAAAGAUUGCCUCGUUCAAUUGUCUAGACAGGGUUCACUUUGACGCUUCUUGGCAGACGGCAUGAUUUCGUGUAAAGGGCUGGUCCAGAUUGUCUUUCAGAUCCAAACUAUACUCAUCUU
Messenger RNA from Klebsormidium nitens, 1558 nucleotides. The record is from the annotation of a GenBank genome assembly. Lineage: Eukaryota; Viridiplantae; Streptophyta; Klebsormidiophyceae; Klebsormidiales; Klebsormidiaceae.